Molecule: messenger RNA, 795 nt
Organism: Aspergillus pseudotamarii
Lineage: Eukaryota; Fungi; Ascomycota; Eurotiomycetes; Eurotiales; Aspergillaceae
Product: kinase-like protein
Exons: 2
Coding region: 1-795 (264 amino acids)
Biological process (GO): protein phosphorylation; signal transduction
Cellular component (GO): cytoplasm
Molecular function (GO): protein kinase activity; ATP binding
Source: RefSeq, a predicted model, not a curated record
AUGGUUAAACGUCCUGCUGAGUCCUACCUAUCUGGCAGGCAAUCUGAGUAUACAUUGAUCGCUGUGGGCACAGUAAGUCCUAUCUAUGCGAUUAAUAGCCAUUCUGUCAUAAAACGCCGCCCCGAGUCUUCGGACGAUUUUGCUUGUCAAGCCUACAACAUCGAAGUCCGCGCUUACGAACGGUUGGGUGACCAUCCCCGAAUCGCGAAUAUACGGAAAAUUACGGAGGAUGGUAUAGUUAUAGAACGAGGUGAAUGCCUGCGCCAGAAGAUCCAGAGCCAGAAAUUGAAGACGGCAAUUCGGACAAAGCUCCGUUGGGCCCAAGAGGCCGCAGAGGGUUUGCGCUACAUACAUACUAAGAAUAUUAUCCAUGCGGAUGUUGGCUGUCAUAAUCUACUUCUGGACCAGUCAGGCCACAUAAAGUUUAUUGACUUUGCUGGCUCUGGUAUCGACGGGGAAGCUGCAACAGUAUGCUACGAAUGGUGUAGCUAUCGGCCAGGGUCUGAUCCAGAUAUAAAAACAGAUAUAUUCGCCUUCGGUUCGACACUAUUCGAAAUAGAAACUGGUGAGAAGCCUUACCAAGAAUUGGAGAAGACACUUGGGGCUGGAAAAUUGAUGAGAAGGGUGGAGCAUCUUUUUGCCAUGGGGGAAUAUCCGAGAGUGGACAUGCUUGUACUUGGUGGCGUUAUUCUGCGUUGCUGGAAUGGGGACUACUGCUCGAUGGAUGACGUUUCUCGAGACAUAGGCGCUAAUACACGGGUUCACAUAAUGCUACGCCAAGUACCGCAGCUAUAG